UGCCCUGAAAGCAGCAUAGUGGUCUGUAGACUUUAGGCAGAGGCAAAGCCAUGUCUCUUACUUGAGGCUUGUGGAUAAAACACACGUGUAGAGUUUGGCGCCGUUUACUGGAGUAGUGAAACACUCCCAUGUGGCCCUGCUGUUGGGUAGACAACACAAUCCCAAGUCCAAUCAAAGGCAAAGGUACAGGUUCAUACCAGAGGGUGCAGAUGGCAAUUGAUACCAUCCAGCUCUUCUCUUGAGGAAACAACAAAAGCAGAUCUUGUUCUCCAUUUUCUCCAUGGGAUAGCGCUGGCUGUCCACCAUGUCAGUAGCCAUACGAAAAAGAAGUUGGGAGGAGCACGUCGCUCACCCUUCAGGAUUACAGUAUAGCUAUGAUGACCUGGAUCUGGUCUGCUGUCAUGGGGUGGACAGUGAGGCACUUUGGAUGGGAGCUGAGGCUUCCAAACAAGGUCGACGAACGAGGUGUGCCUCCAUGCCAGAGGGCUGCCACCAACUGCCCACAGAGGAUCUGGCUCAGACACUUGAGGUGACAACUUCUGUUGUGAAUGAUGAUACUGGAUCAGAACAGUUGAAACUAUUGGGAAGCAAUGUGAAAGUUCCACUGGAUUUGCAGGAAGAGUUAGUUCACCGCCCUCAUGAGUUGGUGGAUGUUGACGUUCCCGAAAGGGCCUCUGAAUCAGAGCAUUUCCAAACCGCAAGCAUUGGGAAUUCUGGGGAAUUUCACUGUACCUCACGCAGUAGGUUGUCUACUAUAAAUAUUUCUUGUGCAACUGAUAGCAGCAGUCGCAGUCACAGUGAGAAAACUAUCAAUGGUGAAGGUGAAGUUGGUACAGAGAGUAGCCAGAGUUACGACAUCUGCAAUGACGAUAAUGCCUUUAAAAAUCCACAUAUCUCUCGUGAACAUCAACAAUGCAUCUCUAUCUCCUCAAACAAUGGGCCUCCACUGUCUGAAUCUGCUGGUGAACAGCCUGGCAAACUGCCAAAUCAUCAGGAAACAAAGGAGAGUCAUACAGAGGGUUACAGCAGACCUCCUGAAAUCCCUGAGGCCUCACUAAACCAGUCCUCCGCUGCUGAACUGGAACCUCAAACUGACCUUCCAGAUGUAGAGGAAACGAAGAUUUCCAUCUCCAACCGUGCUGAUGCAAGUGUAACCUUACCUGUUGGUGUGCUGCACAGUUCAGUUAAUAUGAUGUCGCAGGCUAACAAAACUGUGAAACCCGUUGUGACUUUAGUGGUAGAAGAAGUAUGUGACAAAGGAGUAACUGAAAGCUGGAGCGCAGAUUCUGCUGACAAGCUGGAUGGAUUAAAUGACCCAGAAACUCUAAAUGAAAAUACAGGACUUAAACAUCAUUCAAGAGACAUUCAAGGAAGAGAGCAGGAUCGUCAUGACUGUACUGGGGUAUUGGAUCAGACGCAUGGUUGUGAAACAUCCUACCAGACACUGUUGGAACCGCAUAAUGUUGAACUGACAGCAAUGAACUGGCCUCAGGGAGAGGAAAGCUGCAAGAAAGCAGCAGAAGUCAGGUAUUGGCCAAUCACAUCAUCUGAUAUUUGUUUUAAAGGUCAGUGUUGCUCUUUGACAGUUAACAGCUGUAUGCCAUCUGAAAAACUGGAUACUGGAUAUUCAGAAGGAGACCCCAUACAGACUAACGUUACUCAGUGUGCAGACCAGUAUGUGGAAACGACGACCUCCGUAAGUCAACCAAUGGAAAACAUUGAUGAAAGUUCAAUGUCCAAAGAGUUGGCUUGUUGUGAGGAUCAUACCAUAGCUCGGCAGUUGGAAAAUAGCUGUUCAAAACUGGAUUCAAUCCCAGAAGCUAGCCACGUUGAGCCAUAUGACACCCUUGUACUGGAUCCUCAAAAGAGUUUGGAUUUCACCCCAAAUCCAGAUGUUCAGCACUCCCACAUCAAUGAGAAACAUGCAGCUUCCGUACAGCACACAGAAAACGUGCCACCAUACUCUGCAGAGGUCAACGAUGAGCUCCCACCACAGGGACUCUAUGGCAACCAAAAAGCCUUUGGUUGUUACUUCAGUGAGUCACCUGCAGCGGCAGAUGGUCAGAGGGAACACCACAGGCCAAGAGUCACAGUCUCUAGAAUGGAGGAGACGGAUGAGGCCGCACACACAGUUAUUUACAGUGACACACAACUCGCCAGUCCAGUUUUAGAUGGGACAAAUGAGCCUGAAGAUCAGAAAGAGGACAAUGUGGUCAAAGUGCGCAUGAGAAAGUGUGAGCAUGCUCGUCUGGACUCAAUGGUGUUGCUGCUGAUGAAACUCGACCAGUUAGACCAAGAAAUUGAGAAUGCCCUCAGUGUCACCUCCUCGAUGGACAGCACCCCCAACCUCCAUCGACGACAACUGGAGUUUGAUUUAGGAUCUGUGCCAGCAGCACACAUUCCCGCUGCCUCCACCUCAGGACCUACACCAGACCUUGGAGCAAAACCUAAGAGUGGGAGCACUUCUGCCGUUCCUGAGAAAGAAAUAGCUGAGAUCGAAGCCAAAGAGGCCUGUACCUGGCUCCGAGCAGCAGGGUUCCCACAGUACGCCCAGCUUUAUGAAGAUGCCCUGUUUCCCAUUGACAUCUCUUCAGUCACCCGAGACCAUGACUUCCUCGAUCGGGACUCUAUCGAGGCUCUCUGCAGGAGACUGAACACCCUCAACAAGUGUGCUCUAAUGAGACUGGAGAUAUCACCGCAAAGAAAAAGAAGUGAGGACUCCGAUGAGGAUGAGCCUUGUGCCAUCAGUGGCCGCUGGACCUUCCAGAGGGACAGCAAGCGCUGGUCCCGUAUGGAGGAGCUGGAGGUUUUUUCCACACUGUCCACAGAUGCUGCUCCGUCCCCAUUCCCCAAGGACCAAGUACCCCAGAAAGGCAAGCUCGCCCUGCGUGAAGGCAACAGUUCAGAGAGUGUGCUGACUGACCUCAGUGAACAGCCUGAAGUGGGCUCUAUCCACAGCAGCGGGAGUGGAGGAAGAGGAGAUGAGAAGAGCCAAGUUGCCACCCUGACAAAUGAAGUUGUACCAGCUGGUGCCACUCGUGCCAGCUCUGUAACUAGCAUGUGUUCGUCCUCGGGCACAGGUGGGUCAGGAUGUGCUAAUGAGGACUCCCUGUCUGAUGGGAUGCCUCCAUCGCCCCUGGAAACACUAGGACAGUUCACCUUUGAUGUGAAAACAGGAAUUGGAGGACUAGGAGGAAGUCUGGACAGAGGAGGUGGCAGUGGCAAAAGCACACGCUCAAGAGCUAAGAGCUUCCUCAAGAGGAUGGAGAGUCUACGGCUGCGCAGUGGCACCACCUCCAAGAGAAAGAAGAAGGGGAGCACUAGCGGAGGGAAGAUAGAAAUAAGUGGUCCUGUCAUUAAAGAAGGUCUAGAUGAUGACAAGUUGCGGAGGCUCAACUGUGUGGACAUCUCCAGUAUCAACAUCAACCAGAACCUCAAUCACCACCGCAAUCCCACUCAGACUAUGACACUUAACCGGAAUCGCUCUGUAUCCUACUCCACUCAAACCAGCAACGGCAGCACUGGAAGCUCUGGGAGCAGCCAGUCCGAAGCUAGCAGUGGUAGUGCAGUAAGCACACCAAGCCCAGUGACUCGCGCUCGCAGCCACAGCACAGCGGCUGGCUCUAGUAAGAGAGGAGGAAUGUAUUUGGAGGGUUUUGAUCCUUUCAGCAUUCCCCAACAUGCUUCAGGUAGACAGCCAGCACCCCCACCCAAAUCUGCCCCGCCCAUCCCCUGUCAAGGUAGUAAUGGGAUGACAGUUGAUGAGCAGAACCACAGGAACAACUUCAGUGUUCGAGACAAUAGUAGACAAGCGGAAGAAGAAGAGGAGGAGGAAGACGGGGGCAUGAUUUUCUUCUAUUUACCAGAAGGUCACAAGCCCGGAACCUUCCCCAAAGCCCUGCAGGACGGGAGUUCACGCAAUAAUAAUCGGAAUGAUGACGGGAACUCAGUGAUUCUAAGGGGGCGGCAAAGUAGACGCCAGCAUCAUGGCUCUUCAGGCUCCGUCGACAGCCGGCUCAGUUUUUAUGACAAUGUCCCCCACACUGAGAGAGAGGAGGAGGAAGAGGGGGAUGAACACAAACUGGAGGAAGUGCUACAACAUGUCAGCGGCCUGCAGCGGUUUGUUAACGCCUGGUCGGAGGCUGUGGCUGGUGAAGAGGAGGAAGAGGAGGAGGAUGAAGAAGAAGAAGAAGGAGACUCAGAUUCAGCACUGGACUCAGCCUCCCCAUGCCCGUCCUCUCCUCUGCAGAACCGGCUUGAGGAGACGGAGAACGGAAGUGACCAAGACAGCACAGGAAACCCGCUGGGCGAAGGAGAGGAAGGGAUGAGAGAGAGGAGAGAUUCUGGUGUCGGGGCAUCUCUAACCAGAACUAGCAGGCCACAGAAACUCCGCUGGCCAAGCUUCCAGAACUCGCACCGGCCCAGCUUGGCCUCUGCCCAACUCCAGAUUAGCUGCCAGUCUGUGCUACAGAUGAAUCUGCUCCAGAAGCUGUCCCUGCUGCAGCUCACUGCUCUGCUGGAGAAACACACCCCUACAAACAAACAUGGCUUCAGCUGGGCUGUGCCAAAGUUUAUGAAGCGGAUCAAGGUGCGUGACUACAAAGACAGGAAUGUAUUCGGUGUGCCACUACAAGUCAUCGUCCAGCGGACAGGCCAGCCCCUCCCUCAGGGAAUUCAGCAGGCCAUGCGCUAUUUACGCAAUCAGUGCCUCGACCAGGUGGGUCUUUUCAGGAAAUCAGGAGUUAAAUCUCGUAUCCAAGCUCUUCGUCAAAUGAACGAGGUGAGCGGCGCAGAUGGGGUUGGCGUCAACUACGAGGGCCAAUCGGCAUAUGACGUUGCAGACAUGCUGAAGCAGUACUUCAGAGAUUUGCCAGAACCCCUGCUCACUAGCAAACUGUCUGAGACCUUCCUCCAGAUUUAUCAGUACAUGCCUAAAGAGCUCCGUCUGCAGGCAGUUCGUGCCGCCGUGCUGCUGCUGCCUGAUGAGAGCCGUGAGGCAUUGCGGACGCUGCUGUGUCUGCUGAGUGAUGUGACGGCCAGUGUGGCUGAGAAUCAGAUGACCCCCACCAACUUGGCUGUUUGUCUGGCUCCGUCACUCUUCCACCUCAACACCCUGCGCCGCAAGGAGAGCUCUUCGCCAAGGGUGAUGAACAGGAAGCAGACACUGGGAAAGCCAGACCAGAGAGACCUGAAUGAGAACCUGGCUGCCACUCAUGGCCUGGCACACAUGAUCCAGGAGUGCAGGAAACUCUUCCGGAUCCCAGAGGACAUGAAUCGCUGCAGGAACUCAUAUGUGGAGCAGGCACUGCUGCCGCGACGCUUGGAGGACCUCGCAGGUGAAGAGGUCGGGCAGGGGGGCUACAGGGCCUAUCUACAGGACAGCCUAGACGCCCUCCUCAAAGAGGCCAAGGACAAGUUUAAAGGUUAUGACAGCUGCUCCACACCCGAGCACGCCGAGUUGGCCUGUAGGAAGGUGCAUGAUGGCUUUCCACUGAGGCUGUGGAAGGUGACCGUGGAGGUGCCUGCGAGCCCCGAGGAGGUUCUUACACGAGUGCUGCGGGAGCAGGGCCACUGGGACGAGGACCUGCUCGAGAGCCGGGUGGUGGAGACCCUGGACGAGAGGACGGAGGUCUACCAGUAUGUCAGGAACACCAUGGCUCCACAUCCCACCAGAGACCAUCUGGUACUCAGAACAUGGGUAACAGAGCUGCCAAAGGGAGCGUGUGCAUUGGUGUCUACAUCUGUGGACCACGAAGGCGCACCUGUUGUAGGCGUUCGGGCCAAUGUCCUCACCUCACGCUACUACAUCGAGCCCUAUGGAGCCAACAAAUCCAGACUCACACAUAUUUCCAGGAUCGACUGCAGGGGUCGGUUUCCAGAGUGGUACAAUAAACUGUAUGGACACUUGUGCGCUGCUGAGGCGGCAAGGAUACGUGACUCAUUCACUGUGCCCAUGGACAAAUGAGAGAGCGGUGUGCAGUGUGACCAACAACAGACUCAACAGUUCCUUGAGCAGCGAACAGUUGGACCAUAAUUUGGAUCUUACAGAGGACUUUAAAAUGACUCAUUCCACCAAUUUCAGCAGAGAGGUAGAUUGAGCCCAAGCCUCUUUAUACUCACAUUUAAAGGACAAAUCCUGGAUUGAAGGACUUGUUUUUGCGCUCUGAUUUUGUCACAACAGACGAUGUUAUCGUUUAAAACUGUUCUGUUGGGGCAGUCAAUGUGCUGCCAAGGGGGGUCUCAUGUCACACAAACAUUAUUCUGGGCCAAAGGACACGAUGACGCUGAUACAGGAUGUGAAGUUUAAACUUUAUCCAGAGGGUGCUAUUGCUUCUGAGAAGCCAGGGGGAUUCAACAAUACAAGUGUGUGUGUGUGUGUGUGUGUGUGUGUGUGUGUGUGUGUGUGUGAGUGUGAGAGAGAGAGAGAGAGAGUUCAAAGCAACAAACGGUUAAUAAAUACAUAUUCCUCACACUGGUUUCCAGUGGCACCAUAAUGUGUACAUAAAAUAUUCUGCUCAUAGUAACGGUCUUGCGUUACCUCUACCUUUUCAGUUACAGCAAAGCAUAGGAGGAAUAUUAGACUGAAUUAGAAUAUUAUGGUCAGCUGAUUGAUGAAUCCAUGGGUGAAGAAAGAUGUGAAUGUGCUGGUAAUAUGCAGACUGAGUGGAGACUAUAGACGAGAUAUAGUGAGAUGACAGGUGGCUGAUAGCAUAGAGGGUUUUAGUGUUUCAGUAGAGGAAGGCAGAGACAUGAGAAUCGGUGGCUGGCUCACCAAAAAGAGAAGGAAUGAUGAAUGAAACGGCCUCAUUUACUAACAUACAAAUAAAAGAAUUAAUUAGUUUUGGAUUUUGUUCUUAAAACAGUUCAGAAAGGAAGUGGUUGUGACUAAGGCUCGAUGUUAGGUGAAUAUUGCAUAUUUUACAGGAUCACACAAACAAAAUAAAAAGUUAAGACCAACAGAUACUUCAAAUGGACCAAAUUUUGAAAAAAGUUGAAAGAAGUAGCUUUCCCAAAUUGAGCUUUUCCUUGCUAAUAAAAAAGUUAGUGGUAGUGUUGUCACGAGCACAGUCAAUUCACAUUUUAUUUUUUAUUGUUUUACGCUGAAUAUCACUUGUACGUUUAAAAAAAAUACGAACAAUAUCGAUUUCACAGUUAUUUUAGGUGUAGAUGAGAACAGAAAAAAAACAAUGCACUGUUCUAACUUGCAACAGAAACCUCUGGCUAAGCCGACUGAAGAUGAGAAGUAAACACAGGGAAAAAAUGGUCCUUUUAUAAAGGUGGAGAUUUUACAGGUUUUACUGUAAAGAAGAGGGCAGAUUGAAUGUUUAUGUGGUUUUAAAGGAAGGGAAACUAUCUUUGUGGACGCUUCUUUCUCUGUGCUGUCAUGUCAGUGUUUUUAAAAAAAGAAGUAAGAGAUUCAGGUCGUCAUAACAAAGUUGACCUUCAUUUAUAACACUCAUGCUUCAAUCUGAAGGCUCGCAUUUGCUGUGUCGAGUUGUAGGAUUAAUUCACUAAGCCAUUGUUCAUAUCGUAAAUGUUUGUACCUAUAACCGUGUCUUUGCCAAAUAAUAACGCAUGACAAUGACAGUUAAUUUAAAACAAAUAUAUUUAUACCUCAGAUAUAUGUUUGUUUUGUAUCAUACCAUUUUAUGUUAUUUUAUUUUAUUUUAUUGUAAAUGUUAAGCUUUGUGUUACAGAAUCGAACAAAUGUUUUAUCUUUUUUAUUAAUAUUAUUUCUGUACAGGUUAAUCAAAGUGCACUAUUAAAUGUAUUACGUUAAAAUAAACAAUACGUGUUCUGAGA
Messenger RNA from Micropterus dolomieu (smallmouth bass), 7803 nucleotides. It is a transcript of the gene dlc1, whose product is annotated as DLC1 Rho GTPase activating protein. Gene Ontology annotation, cellular component: focal adhesion; membrane raft. Gene Ontology annotation, biological process: actin cytoskeleton organization; regulation of Rho protein signal transduction; signal transduction. Bases 305 to 5965 code for a protein of 1886 amino acids. The transcript has 20 exons. The record is from RefSeq and is a predicted model, not a curated record. Gene Ontology annotation, molecular function: protein binding; GTPase activator activity; lipid binding. Lineage: Eukaryota; Metazoa; Chordata; Actinopteri; Centrarchiformes; Centrarchidae.